Messenger RNA from Suncus etruscus (white-toothed pygmy shrew), 3271 nucleotides. RefSeq names its product RHO family interacting cell polarization regulator 2 (gene RIPOR2). Lineage: Eukaryota; Metazoa; Chordata; Mammalia; Eulipotyphla; Soricidae. The record is from RefSeq and is a predicted model, not a curated record.
UCCCGAUGCCCGCGCGCCGCGCGCCCGCCGUGCCAAGCCCCGGAGGAGCCUCCGUGCCCGGUGCCCAGGACUCCCAGCCAAACUCCCAGACAUGAUGUUAGUGGGGUCCCAGUCCUUCUCCCCCGGGGGACCCAAUGGGAUCAUCAGGAGCCAGUCCUUUGCGGGGUUCAGCGGUCUUCAGGAGCGACGAUCCAGAUGUAACUCGUUUAUCGAAAACCCCACUGCUCUCAAGAAACCUCAGGCCAAGCUGAAGAAGAUGCACAACUUAGGGCACAAGAACAGCAACCCCCCCAAAGAACCCCAACCUCAAAGGGUUGAAGAGGUCUACCGGGCCCUGAAAACUGGACUCGAUGAGUAUCUAGAAGCUCACCAGACAGAGCUGGACAAACUGACAGCGCAGUUGAAAGACAUGAGAAGGAAUUCGCGCCUGGGUGUGCUGUAUGACCUAGACAAGCAAAUCAAAACCAUCGAAAGAUACAUGAGGCGGCUGGAGUUCCACAUCAGUAAGGUGGAUGAACUCUACGAAGCUUAUUGCAUCCAAAGACGCCGUGCAAGAUGGUGCCUAGUAAAAAUGAAGCAAGCCUUCGGGUCCUCGCCGGCCAGCAGAGCUGCCCGAGAGAGCCUGUCAGAGAUCAGCCGGAGCUACAAAGAGUACACAGAGAACAUGUGCACCAUUGAAGCCGAGCUGGAGAAGCUGCUGGGAGAAUUCGCCAUCAAGAUGAAAGGUCUGGCUGGCUUCGCUCGCCUCUGUCCCGGGGAUCAGUAUGAGAUCUUCAUGAAGUACGGCCGGCAGAGGUGGAAGCUGAAAGGCAGGAUAGAAGCCAAUGGCAAGCAGAGCUGGGACGGCGAGGAGGUGAUCUUCCUGCCCCUGAUUGCAGGCUUAAUUUCCAUCAAGGUCACCGAGCUCAAAGGACUGGCCUCUCACCUCCUGGUGGGCAGCGUGACCUGUGAGACCAAAGAGCUGUUUGCAGCCCGGCCUCAGGCAGUGGCCGUGGACAUCAACGACUUGGGCACCGUCAAACUGAACCUGGAGAUCGCCUGGUACCCAUUUGACGUGGAGGACGUGACCGCAUCCUCCAGCGCGGGGAACAAGACGGCUGCCCUGCAGCGGAGAAUGUCCAUGUACAGCCAGGGCACCCCGGAAACGCCCACCUUCAAGGAUCACUCUUUCUUCUCCAAUCUACCUGAUGACAUCUUCGAGAAUGAGAAGGCCCCGGAGGAGACGGCACCGCUGUCACUCAGCUUUGGGGACCUGCCCACAGGGACCCCCAGUUCAGCCGAGCCUCGGACCAGCCUGGCCUCAACCAACCCCGAGAUCACCAUCACCCCAGCCCAGCUCCCCAGCCACCGUCGCUGCUCACAGGAGGGCCUCGGUGACACCAGCUCGGCCUCUUCCAGCAUCUCCUCGGCUGGAGCUCCAGAGCCCCCAGCCCUGCUGCAGGGUGACAGAGCCGGGCCCCAGCCUGACACUCCCGGGGCCUCUGCCAGUGGCCCCCAGCACCUGUUUCUGGAGAAGGAGGUGGCCGAGGCACUGCUGCAUGAGUCAGAUGAAGUGUCCGAGCUGAAGCCGGUGGAGCUGGACACCCUGGAGGGCAACAUCACCAAGCAACUGGUGGAGCGGCUCGCCUCGGCCCAGGUGCCCCCCACUGCCACCCAGAAGCUCUUCUUCGAAGGCUCAGUGAGUGGGGAGUCUGAGGGCUGCCGCUCCUUCCUGGAUGGGAGCCUGGAGGACGCCUUCGCCGGCCUUUUCCUGGCCUUGGAGCCCCACAAGGAGCAGUACAAGGAGUUUCAGGAGCUGAACCAGCAGGUCAUGCACCUGGAUGAGAUCCUCAAAUGCAGGCCCGCAGGGACCCACAGCAGUUCUUCUAGCUUGAGUCUCACGGUGGAAAGUGCCCUAGAAAGCUUUGACUUCCUGAACACCUCGGAUUUCGAUGAGGAAGAGGAGGAGGAGGACGGUGAUGAGGUUUGUCACACGGGAGGAGGAGCCGACUCUGUGUUCUCCGACACCGAGACGGAGAGAAAUGGCUACCGCGUAGUUCACCCAGAAGCCCGGGGGCACCUGAGCGAAGCGCUGACCGAGGACACGGGUGUGGGCACCAGCGUGACUGGAAGCCCCCUGCCCCUGACCUCGGGCAAUGAGAGUCUGGACUUGGCUAUCGUCAGGCACCUGCAGUACUGCACACAGCUCGUCCAGCAAAUUGUUUUCUCAAGCAAAACCCCCUUUGUGGCAAGAAACCUCCUAGAGAAGCUGUCCAGGGAGACCCUGGUGAUGGAGACACUGGCAUCCAUCAGCGACGAGCACAUUGGAAACAUCACUUCCGUCCUCGAAGCCAUCCCAGAAUUCCACAAAAAACCAUCUUUACUGGCCUUCUGGACCAAGUGCUGCAGCUCAGGGGGCAUCUACCACAGCUCAGCAGACAGAGUGAUCCGGCAGCUGGAUGCCAGCUUCGCCCGGGCCCUCAACACAGACUUUCCAGGCCUGGCAGACCCAGUGUUUCGAACCCUGGUGGCCCAAAUCCUGGACCGGGCGGAGCCUCUGCUUCCCUCCAACCCAUGCUCAGAAAUCAUCACUGUUUUCCAGUACUAUAGCUACUUCUCCAGCCGAGGAGUGAGCGAGCUGGAGGGUUACCUGAGCCAACUGGCCAAGCAAGUUUCCAUGGUACAAACCCUGCAGUCACUAAGAGAUGAGAAACUUCUGCAAGCCAUGAGUGACCUGGCUCCCAGCAGCCUCCUGGCCCCGCAGGAAAUGCUCCGGGCUCUGGCCCUGCUGUUGACGGGAGACAGCAGUGAAGUGUGUGAGGCUGUGAGACACCACUUGGCAGCAGCAUCCAGAAAUGAGCAUUUCCGGGAGAAGGCCUUGCUCUACUACUGUGAAGCUCUGACGAAGACAAACCUACAGCUCCAGAAGGCGGCUUGCCUGGCCUUGAAGAGCCUCGAGGCUACAGAGAGCAUCAAAAUGCUGGUGACUUUGUGUCAGUCCGAGACUGAAGAAAUUCGAAACGUGGCCUCAGAGACUCUCUUGUCUCUUGGUGAGUGAGAUGGACGGCUGGCGUAUGAACAGUUGGACAAUCCUCGAGAUCCUGCUAACACCGGAGGACACCAUGGAACCGAAGUCGCCACGGCCUUCUAAUGACCAGUCGAUUGCGCUUAGCUUAGCAUUGGCCUGAAUCAAGAUGGUGCUGCGUUGCCCUUAUAGUCUCCUUUCGACAAGUCUGCCACUGAGCCUGCUUAGGACAGGGUGAAUGUGCAGAGCUCUGCCCGUCUUUGUCUC